CUUGACACUUACCGUCUCGCAGAACCUGCAACCAACCCACCCAUUCCCAUUCUUUCCCUCCAAAAUGACCUUCUCCCAUGGCGCUGUGAGAUCCGCGCGUCCACAUGUGAUUAUGUCACCGUCGAGGACGUUCUCACUCAGCUCUAUCGCUUCCUCCGCAUUCCUGGGACGCGUGAUGAGUUCAAAGCGGCUCCCAGCCAGCGAGUUCGGGACGUCAUCUCAGAGAUGUAUCGCAAUCGGUGUUUGCGUGCCUCUACAGCUGAGGCAUACGCCGAAGAGCAACGUAAGGGCUUGAAGCGGGUAGACUUCUUAAUGGGGCGGACCACGUUCAUGGGGCUGUCUAGCACAAAAUUGGGUCCAGACACUUGGGUGCUA
This is a messenger RNA of Suillus bovinus, 375 nucleotides long. RefSeq lists its product as uncharacterized. The record is from RefSeq and is a predicted model, not a curated record. The annotation marks the transcript as partial. The transcript has a single exon. NCBI's taxonomy places the organism in Eukaryota, Fungi, Basidiomycota, Agaricomycetes, Boletales, Suillaceae.